Messenger RNA from Scedosporium apiospermum, 663 nucleotides. RefSeq lists its product as uncharacterized. Bases 1 to 663 code for a protein of 220 amino acids. The transcript has 2 exons. Lineage: Eukaryota; Fungi; Ascomycota; Sordariomycetes; Microascales; Microascaceae. The record is from RefSeq and is a predicted model, not a curated record.
AUGAAAAAGCGCUCAAUGCCUAGGGUGCUCCCCUUACUCCAAGGCCGGGUUCGCCACGGCCAGAUUUACGACGAAGUGCGAUGCGCGCCAUUAAGCGGCACCGUCUUGGAGGUUGGAGCCGGCAGUGGCAUGUGGGCGGACGUUUUGGCGACUGUUACCGAGGGCGUCAAGGGACCGCUGAAGAUUUACGGCGUCGAACCGAAUCCGUACUCGGCCGCGGCGCUCAGGAAACGCACGAGGGAUGUAGGGUUGGAUGGAGUCUAUGAAGUGCUACCCGUUGGUAUUGAGAAAUUGGGUGAUCCGACGGCGACUGGAGUUCGGGUAGCUCCAGGAAGCGUCGACUGCGUCGUCACGAUUCAAUGCCUCUGCAGCAUCCCUGAGCCGGAGAAGAACGCCCGCCUGUUGUACAACUACCUGAAGAAAGGGGGAAGAUGGUAUGUUUACGAGCAUAUCAAGGUCGACGAUAACCUCGCCGCCAUCUCUUGGUUCCAAGCUUUAACCAACAAAAUAUGGACAAAGGUCAUGGGCACUUGUAGCUUAUGCUGCCCCACGGAUAAGAUGUUGGCGAAGAUUGGUGAUUGGGAAGAGUUUGAUCUGGCGCUGCCGGCAGGUCAACCACUCUAUGAACCAGCCCCUCGAGUCAUGGGAGUCCUCACGAAGUAG